Molecule: messenger RNA, 387 nt
Organism: Yamadazyma tenuis ATCC 10573
Lineage: Eukaryota; Fungi; Ascomycota; Pichiomycetes; Serinales; Debaryomycetaceae
Source: RefSeq, a predicted model, not a curated record
AUGUUUAACGCAGCAGCUAAUCCACCACAAUGCCUGGCUGAAGCUGUUAAUAUUCGGCAGAAGGGUCCCGUUCUGAUGCUCUCCAAAGAUCACCGGGAUCUAUUGAAUCACCAUGAUGAUGAUGCAGUCCUCCUUAAAGAGCAGAAGCUAGAGGAUAUCAAAAAUCAAUGUUCUCAGUUAAUUAGUGAAUUGGACACAGACAAAGACCCCAAAGCCAUCAUCAGAAAACAUAUCACCAAGCUAAAAGACUAUAACGAUCUUCAAGACAUCGCAUUGAGUCUUGUAACAAUGAUUGCAGACCACCAUCACCUUAGGACAAUCGAUAUUCUCCAGGAAAUGAAUAGUGAGUCAACCGGGGAAAUGAAUAGGGAACCAACCGGUGAUUAA